GGCACCAACAAACGGAACGGAGGGAGUAAUGAAACCUAGGGUUUUACCCAGGCUAAAAAUUUCCAAAUUCUCUGCACACGGAGUAGAGUGAUCCAGUAUCUCUCCUCCGUUGCCUCUUCUACUGGUAGAGAGAGAGAGAGAGAGCGCGCGCCACCCCAAUUCCUCUUAACCAUGUGGAGACUCUCCCAAAGAAAGUCUUAUGUUCUCGCUUCACAAUCUGUCAUUGCAAAGACAAGACCUUUCGCCACCACACAAAACCAAUACUCAAUCGGAGAAGAAAUCACCCACAUACUCAAACACAAAAACUGGAACUUUCUUUUAAACUCAUCAGACAUACCCAAGAAGCUAAACCCAGAUGUGCUUCGAACCUUCCUUCACCAAAACCAGGUGGGUGAUUCCAAACUCCUCCUCAACUUCUUCUACUGGUACGAACACAAAAUGGGUGCCCUCCAAGAUUUGGAUAUCUUGUCUGUCUUAGCUGUUAAUCUCUGUAACUCUCACUGUUAUGGGCCCACAAGUGAUCUAAUUGAAAGAAUGAUCAAGACUUGUUCUUCUUCCCCACGCGCCAUUUUGGGUUCAGUCGUUAGCUGUUGUAAGAACUGUAAUGGGUCCAGCUCAAAUCAAAAAGUGUUUGAUAUACUGGUUGACAAGUAUAGGAAAAUAGGUCUAUUGGAUGAGGCUGUUGGUGUUCUUUUAGGUGCUAAUAAGGAUGUUGAAUAUGUUCCUAGUCUGUUGCUUUUUAAUUGUUUACUGAGCGAUUUGUUGAAGGCUAGUGAGUUGGGAUUGUUUUGGAAGGUUUGUGAUGGAAUGUGUAAGGCAGGUAUGAGGUGUGAUGUUUAUGCUUAUACCAAUAUGAUCAAUGCUCAUUGUAAGGUUGGGAAUGUCAAGGAGGCUAAAAAGGUACUUCUUGAAAUGAGGGACAAAGGUUGCAACCCUAAUGCGGUUACGUACAAUGUGGUCAUUGGAGGUUUGUGUAGAGCCGGGCUUCUUCAUGAAGCUAUUGAGAUGAAGGAAUCUAUGGUUAAGAACGGGUUAGUCCCCGAUAAGUACACUUGUGCCACUCUUAUCAAUGGGUUUUGUUCAUGGAAGAGAUCACAAGAGGCAAAAAUGGUAUUAGCGGAGAUGACUGAUCUGGGUCUAAAGCCUGACAUAAUAACCUACAAUGCGUUAAUUGAUGGGUUCAUGAGACAAGGGGAUAUAGAGGCAGCUUUUAGUAUUAGGGAUGAGAUGGUCUCGAAUGGUAUUGGGGAUAACUUGCUUACGUACAACACACUGCUUAAUGGGGUUUGUAAAGCUGGUAUGAUGGACAAGGCAGAAGAACUCAUGAAUGAGAUAAUUAAGAGGGGCUCAAAACCUGACUCCAAAAGUUAUACUUCGUUGAUUGAGGGCUAUUGUCGUGAACACAAUAUGGUUGGGGCUUUUACCGCACUUGAAGAAAUGAAGAGUGUUGGUUUGGCGCCUACACUAAUGACUUAUAGUGUGAUAAUCAAUGGGCUAUGUAGUAGUGGAAAUCUCCAACAGGCCAAUGACACUCUUGAAGAAAUGAUUGCAAAAGGAUUGAAACCCAAUGCCAUAAUCUACACGACUCUUAUGACAGCUCAUGGUCGAGAAGGUAAAUUUGAAGAAUCAAGAAGGAUUUUUGACGAAAUGAAGCAGCUAGGAAUCAUGCCUGAUGUAAUCUGCUAUAACUCUCUUAUAUCCAGCCUUUGCAAAGCUCAGAAGAUGAAAGAAGCAAGGACCAUCUUGAUUGAAAUGUUGGGGAGAGGCUUUAAGGCAAAUGCUUAUACUUAUGGAGCCUUUAUUGACGGAUAUAUCAAGAUAGGGAAAAUGACAGAUGCAGAUUUUGAUGAGAUGCUUGGUUGUGGUCUAAAGCCAGACAAGGUAAUUUACACAAAGUUGAUCAAUGGGCACUGCAAAAUGGGGAAUAUCACAGAAGCCUUCUCAGUUUUUCGACGUAUGCUAUUGCUUGCUGAAAAGGUUCUCCCGGAUGUUCAAGCUUACAGUGUGCUCAUCCAAUGCCUCUCAAAGAUUGGAAAAUUGCAAGAAGCUGUUGGGGUAUUUUCAGAACUCUGUGCAAAAGGUCUGGUUCCUGAUGUUUUUACUUACAACUAUCUCAUUUCUGGUUUCUGUAAACAAGGUGAUUUAGAGAAGGCUUUUGAACUUCAUGACGAGAUGGUUGCAAAAGGGAUUACUGCUAAUAUAGUUAAUUACAACUUCUUAAUCAAUGGGCUACUUAAGGCUGGUGAAACUGAAAGAGCUAAAAAUUUGUUUGAUGGCGUUUUGCAAAAAGGUUUGACUCCAAAUAAUAUAACAUAUGCUACAAUGAUAGAUGUAUAUUGCAAAUCUGGGAAUCUAAACGAAGCGUGCGAAUUAUUCAAUGAGAUGCCACUUAAGGGCAUUUCACCAGAUAGUUAUGUCUAUAAUGUCCUUUUAGACGGCUACUGCAAGGAAGGAAAAUUGGAAAAAGCUCUUGGCUUAUUUCAAGAAAUGUUGCGGAAGGGCUUUGCUUCUACCCUCUCCUUCAAUACAUUGAUUGAGGGACUUUGUGAGAUUGCGAAGCUACAAGAAGCAAAACAGUUGUUGGAAUUAAUGCAAGAAAAGCAAGUGAUGCCUAAUCAUGUCACGUACACAACUCUGAUUGACCACCACUGCAAGAAGGGCAUGAUGGAGGAAGCGAAACAGCUACUUUUGGAGAUGCAGGGGAGGAAUCUGAUCCCUAACACUAUAACUUACGCAACACUUCUUCACGGUUACAACAUGAUAGGUGACAGAAAAGAGGCUUUUGCGUUGUUUCAGGAUAUGGUCACUAAGGGGAUUGAGCCUGAUAAAAUUACCUAUUACAUAAUGCUGGAUACACACUGCAAAGAAGGAAAUUUGGUGGAGGCAUUUGAGUUAAGGGAUGAGAUGUUGGAGAAGGGCAUGCAAAUGAGCACAAAUGUUUAUGAAGCUCUAAUACAGGCAUUGUGCAAGAAAGAAGACUUCUCAGAUGCACUGAGGCUGGUUUAUGAAAUGGGGUCAAGUGGGCUUAAGCUCAAUCUUUCUACAUGUAGUGUUGUAGCUCGGGGUCUUCAAACAGCUGGUGACAUGGAUAAGGCUGUGAAGCUUUUGGAGGGCAUAAUUAGGUUCAGAUGGGUUUCAAAAUCCACGUGUUUAUCUGACCUAGUUGAUGGUAACCUGACUGAUGCGGAUUUUCAGGGUGACCUGAACAAUGAAGAUUUUGAGGACCUUAGUCUAACAAGAUAAAUAAAAGGGCUUUGGUGCUGUUAAUUGUUGAGCAAAUGGUUCACAACAGAAAAGUAAUUUAGAGCUCCUUUGGGCUGCUUCAGCAGCUGUAUGUGGGCGUUUGGACAAGAACCAAGUAGGGCAUCAAGAGUAUGUACCAUCAUGAUAUAGCUCUUGAUUGACUUCAACGGGCUGCUACUUUCUCGAACCAAAUUGGUGGAGCUACUAACUGCAAUCGGAAGGUUCGAGACUUGAAAGCCUUUUCAGGUGAAUUGUUUAUUUGACCCAGCACAGCUGUGAGAAGGGAAGAUAAUUCGCCUCCAUUUUCCUGCCGAGCAUUUCUGAAGCUGGUACAUUCUGAAUCUCUGAUUGAUUGUGGUACUGAUGGAGAAUCCCGACCUGAUUUUUCAUUAUUUGACUCUGACAAGAUGGAGCAAAUAUGAUCUGUCUCUGAUUGUGGUAUGUUCUCGAGCCUGUUGUAGAUAUGAGAAAUGUUAGCUUUGAACUCUGCUUGUCGCGGAUCAAAAAAAAAAAAAAACUCUGCUUGUCUUCUCCCUCUCCCUUUUGGGUAUCAUGAGUAAUAAGAGGUUCUUUAAAUUUUUUGUCUAA
Molecule: messenger RNA, 3831 nt
Organism: Rhododendron vialii
Lineage: Eukaryota; Viridiplantae; Streptophyta; Magnoliopsida; Ericales; Ericaceae
Product: pentatricopeptide repeat-containing protein At5g61990, mitochondrial-like
Exons: 2
Coding region: 172-3243 (1023 amino acids)
Molecular function (GO): protein binding
Source: RefSeq, a predicted model, not a curated record